AUGACCAAUGUCGGCUCCCCAGACACGGGAGAGCCCACCGAGCCCGAGAAGCUGCGGGCCAAGCGGACGCUGGUGGCGUGUAUCCGCUGCCGCACCCGCCACAUUCGCUGCCCCGGUGGCGACCCGUGCAAGAAGUGCCAGAUCGCAAAGGCCAAGUGUGAAUACGUCGAAUUGGAUAAAAAGAUUGUCGUGUCGAUGAAGUACCUCUCCAAGCUUCACGAGGACAUUGCCCGCUUAAAAAAGGACAACGCCCUGUUGAGAAACCUGCUCCAUGAGACCAGAGUACAAGAACUGGAGGCAUCUCGCCGCAGAACCCUGGGCACGCCGCUGCUCCCGCUGACGCUGCCGGAAACUAUUGAUCCUCACAGCCAGCACGAAGUGAUACUGCCUCUGCUAGAUAAGCACGGAAGAAUGGUCGAACUGCGUACGGGAGAGAAGGUAUACGUAGGCCUGCUGCUGAUGACGCUUUUUGGCCUUGAAAUCCAAAACAUGGCGCUGGAAAGUCCUCACUUCUUAAGUCCCGGACACAUGUCUCCUGGGGCAACUUCUAAUACCCCUGAACUGUACGGUGAACCCAAACGAGAAACUCAGAUAUUGGAAAUGGAGGGGAACGCUUAUAAGAUUACCCUUGCUAAGACCAACACUCGACCGGGACUUUCCAUUAACUUUACGUUGCCUCUGUACCUGUACGCGAUGCUUUUAGUUGAUACUUUCGUCAAUUAUAACGAUGGGUGCUUCUAUUUCUUCAAUGAAGGGCUUGUGAAGCGGUUCCUCAUGAACGUGUAUCUGGGCAAAACUGCUGAGAACCGUCGUAUCCUCACACGCAACAACCCUAACGAAGCUGAUGGUGAAGAUUAUACUAUUUUGGAGACGAUAUGGUUCUGUAAAGUGCUCCUCAUCUUCGCCAUUGGCGAAAUGUAUUUGGGUACCGAAAGCGACCAACGGAUGAAAAUGACCAAUUACGAAAAGCAACAACAACAUAAAGUGCGUCGUCCGCCUCGAGAUAACAGCAAAAAGAAGGAUACCUUACCCGGACUGGGAUUUUUCCAUCAAGCUCUGGAAUUGUUUACGGGUUUGUUUGCUCUGGGAGCGGUGGAUAAUAUUACUAAAGAUGGUGGGGUUGAAGUGAUGUUACUUUACGCUUUCUACCUUCAGGUAGCGGACUGUACGGUGGCUCUGUACUUCUACUUUGGCCUCGCUCUUCGGCUGGCGUUAAUACUAGGGUGGCAUGUCGAUGCUGAUAAGGAUAACUUGAACCGGUACGAGCUUGAACACCGUCGCCGCAUCUGGUGGACGGUGUACAUGUACGAACGGAUGCUUCUGCUGAAGGCGGGACUCCCGCUUUCGUUCGCUGACGACCUGGUGAGCACUGAGUUGCCCUUUGAUUUCAAACCCGUUGAAGUGUUUGAUGAACAUGAUGUACGUCUGUACUAUCUCUUCCCGCCUGCGGACUACAUCAACAACUGUGUCACCAUCACCCAGAUCAAUGCCAUCAUCUUACUGCUGCUUUACACAAAGCAACCGACGGUAAACAUUUUGCCGGUGGUGUCGGACUUGGUGCAGAAGCUUUUCAACUGGAAGGCCAAUUUACCUGGUUACCUCAAAGUUGACUUCACCGUGGAAAACUUAAAAGUCAGCCGGUUGGUGGUCAACUUGAUGACGGAAUACUUCCAGGGGAUCAACUUGGCCGUGAGGCCGUUGCUUUUCCAUUUCGCAACCAAGAAAUUGAAAGAACUUCAACAACUGAACCUGGAAAAUAAGUACAUCGAUUUGACGAGGUUUUCGAAAAAUGUGUUGCUGUUGCUUAAUCUGAGUUUCCAAGCUCUGAUCAAUACCAUCAAGCUGAUCUGGGCGCUUGUGCCGGAAAACAUGGUGGCCUUAUUUGGGUGGAUGGAUAGGGAGUAUUUGUUCACGCUGGCGCUGACAUUGAUUCUUUUCAACGCUUCAUUCGGCGUACAUGAGGCCACCAAGGAGCACUUGGACCAUGCCCUUACCGUGUUCACCAAGAUGAAGAGAUUAGGCAAUUACCCUGCCGCCCUCCGUCGGGCUCAAUUGCUUAAAUUGAUUAAAGUUCUUGACUUUAACGGGGUGACACAGGACUUGAUUGCUAAGCACGACGAUCCGAGCUCCAAUAACGACCCGACGGUGAUGGCUGACCCAGCACAACCGUUGAAGCUGGAGUUUAGCUUCUCCAAUUUGGCAGAACAAUUCAGCCAUUCUCUGAACCAUCAAAGCGUCGGUGACCUUGACUUCAUGCUGUUCCUGGCGAAACCAACAAUGGACAUGCUGGAGCAUGAUAGCUUCAGCGUCAGCAUCAACCACCAGUCGCUGGCAAUGUCCACUGGUAGUGGCCCCAGCUCCAACCCGCUGCUGCACCCGUACGUGCUGGAUCUAGCUGGCAUCGAAGGGGUUACUUUCCCCGACGAAGAACUGAGAUUGUGGACAGAAAUUACCAAUGAUGCUCUGUGGCUAAAUGUCCAAGCGGCAGCCGAGGAUCACCCAGCGACGGCGCUGCUGCUGCUGAUGCUGCCACACCCUUUUCAACUGAAGGAAUCGCACCCGACGACAGCGCUGAGAGGAGGAGCGGCGUUUGGCUCCCACGCGUUCGGGGGCUAUCUGGAUCUCCUCAACCAGGAAUUCAGCGAGUUCAUGGACCCGCAUCCUUAA
This is a messenger RNA of Diutina rugosa, 2667 nucleotides long. It is a transcript of the gene PUT3, whose product is annotated as Put3p. The coding region runs from base 1 to 2667 and encodes 888 amino acids. Gene Ontology annotation, biological process: regulation of DNA-templated transcription; DNA-templated transcription. The transcript has a single exon. Gene Ontology annotation, molecular function: zinc ion binding; DNA binding; DNA-binding transcription factor activity, RNA polymerase II-specific. The record is from RefSeq and is a predicted model, not a curated record. NCBI's taxonomy places the organism in Eukaryota, Fungi, Ascomycota, Pichiomycetes, Serinales, Debaryomycetaceae.